AUGGCUUCCUUCGCCGAGGCUCCUGCUGGCGACGCCGCCAAGGGCGCCAAGAUCUUCAAGACCAAGUGCGCGCAGUGCCACGUCGCUGAGAAGGGCGGAGGCCACAAGCAGGGCCCGAACCUCGGCGGCCUGUUCGGCAGGCAGUCGGGCAAGGCCGAGGGGUACAGCUACAGCGCUGCGAACCAGACCUCGGGGAUUAUGUGGUCGGAAACCACUCUGUACGACUACCUGCUCAACCCGAAGAAGUACAUUCCCGGCACCAAGAUGGUCUUCGCCGGCCUGAAGAAGCCCCAGGAGCGUGCGGACCUGAUCGCGUACCUCAAGGAGGCGACUGCCUGA
Messenger RNA from Pedinophyceae sp. YPF-701, 339 nucleotides. NCBI's taxonomy places the organism in Eukaryota, Viridiplantae, Chlorophyta, Pedinophyceae. The record is from the annotation of a GenBank genome assembly.